This is a messenger RNA of Punctularia strigosozonata HHB-11173 SS5, 1299 nucleotides long. RefSeq lists its product as uncharacterized. The record is from RefSeq and is a predicted model, not a curated record. The transcript has 3 exons. NCBI's taxonomy places the organism in Eukaryota, Fungi, Basidiomycota, Agaricomycetes, Corticiales, Punctulariaceae. Bases 1 to 1299 code for a protein of 432 amino acids.
AUGCCUGCGCUGUGUCAGGAAGUCCUCAACCACAUCAUCGGGUACAUACCGCACAUCAUGGACGGAAACUCCGCCAAGGAAACGCUCAAACGCACAUCGGUUGCCAGCAAGGCGACUCGUAUCUGUAGCCAGAGUUUGCUGUACCGCAAGAUCUCGAUUUGGUCUCCAAAGCGAUGCACCGAUUUCGCGGACAUACUCCUUACAUCUCCACACCUCGCGGGCGGUGUCCGUGCCCUGAAAAUCACGACCAUGUACGAUGCGGACCCUCAAGUCAUGAUGAACGCGUUCACUCUAAUCUUCAAAGGUUGCCGAGCGAUCACUGCGCUCACCUUGGUGUGCUGCGACGGCAAGCAGUUCGUGGACAUCCUAUUGCCCGGGAUUCUAUCCUCCUACUUUCCUUAUCUCAACCGUCUAGAGCUCGUCCGAUGCAGGAUCGGUAACCACGACGAUCUCGCGUGUGCGCUCUCUUGCAUGCCAGCUUUGUCCGAGCUGCGAAUGAAGACGACUUGUGUACAAGCGCAAGCGCCGUCCGAACCUUACGCGCUUCCGCAGGCUGAGUGGACCUGGUCUUAUCUCAACCUCUCAGUGCUGGCUCUCGAGACGUACACCUUGUUCACUCUGUCCCAGCUUAAAACUUUCACGCAUGGUUUCCUCGCGGUUGAACGCCUCGAGAUGACCGUCAAGGACAGCCUCAGCUACGAACUUCUCUGCAAGAUGGUCAAGGAAAAGCGCGUGAAGAGCCUCGUGCUUACCCUCAUCUGGUUCCCAGGCGACGGUAGUGCCGUUCGGGAAGACCUCUUCGAUUCCUUUGGACAAGAUAGCGCCGGAAGUGCCUUGACGUCGCUGACUCUGAAAGGGAACGGGCUCUCACUCUGGGCGAGCCAGUUCCUGGACGCCGUCGACGCCAAUCAGGUCCAGUCGGUGAGCCUCGUCCUCCCCCACGAUGCGCACGAGGAAUCCUGGUGGAUGCUCGAUUGGGAGGCCGUGGACGCCCUACUCGGCUCCCCGAACAAGUUCCCUGUUCUGGAGAAGAUCACGAUACGCUUGGACGGCUGCUACGUGCCACGCCCCUACUAUACUUUGCACGCCAUUCGCGAAACCGUACUCGAGGGGAUGCCGAAGUCACACGAGCGAGAAAGCUUCCGUAGGAAAACGCUUGUCAUUGAAUCCAUGCUUCGCUCCGAGGGCCAGAGCGCUUACGACCCGCAAAUGCCUCUUGCGCGCACACAACACAAGAACCCUCCCUUGUUCUUCACGGAUCCCAUUCAUUCGUGCAACUACCACAAAAACAACAAUUGA